UUUUCUUUCUUAAACCUCUCAUAGACCCUAAAUUUUCCUUCUUUGUGCCGCCCUCAAUUCCUCCUCCAAGACAAAACCUCUUCGCCUCAUCGUCGCUGUCUCCUCCUUACCGGAACGGCACUCUAUUAUUUUCCGGACACCGUUUGCCUCCAUAACUCUUGCUAACCGCAGGAACACCUAAUAUGGCCACCACAGAGGGUGCAACUGAGUCCAUUGACUCGAUAUCUUUCAGUUUCUUAACUGACGAAGAGGUUCGAAAGCAUAGUUUUGUAAAGAUAACAAACCCCAGAUUGCUUGAUCUUGUGGAGAGGCCUGUUCCUGGUGGACUAUAUGAUCCAGCACUAGGGCCAUUAAGUGAGAGGACAAUUUGCAAGACAUGUGGCCAACGCUCAACCAAUUGCCCCGGCCAUUGUGGCCAUAUUGACCUCGUUUCUCCAGUUUACAAUCCCCUGCUCUUCAAUUUUCUUCAUAAACUUCUGCAGAGGACAUGUUUCCUUUGCUUUCAUUUUAGAAUGCAGAGGGGCCAGGUUGAGAAAUGUAUUAAACAACUGGAACUCAUUGUAAAAGGUGAUAUUGUUGGGGCUAAGAGAUUAGAAUCGGUCUCACCAAGUGAAGCUUUGUAUCCAGAGGAAAGUGAUUUGAGCCAUGAAUCUUGUCCUACAAUACACUCAGGAGUCCAAUGUAACGAUGGUGAGCAUACAAGGCAACAAGGAUGGACAUCUCUUCAGUUUACUGAAGCAAUGUCUGUUUUAAAUAAUUUUCUGAAGCCAAAAUUUAAGAAGUGUAAGAACUGUGAGAGCAGUAAUCCAAACAUUACUAAACCUACUUUUGGAUGGUUUCACACGAGUGGCAUGUCAGAUGCCAGUAUUAGAGCAAAUGUGAUAACAGGACACCAGCUGGGAGGACUAUUAGGCAGCGAAAUUGAAGGGACGACAGAUGUCGAAGAUGCUGCUGAACCAGGAGACCAACAUAGUGGGACAAAAAAGCAUAAGAAAAAAGAGCGGAAAGAGGUUCUUGAGUUCACUAGGCAGAAAAGUACUUUUUCCAAGCAGCUUCUACCAUCUGAGGUUAAAGAAAAAUUAGAGCUUUUGUGGAAAAAUGAGGCCCGCAUCUGCUCAUUUAUAAGUGAUCUUCAGCAGCAAGAAUUUGGAAAGAGAAAAGCGGGCCCUGCUAUGUUUUUCUUAGAGACCAUUCUAGUACCUCCCAUCAAAUUCAGGCCACCAACGAAGGGAGGUGAUUCUGUGAUGGAGCAUCCUCAAACUGUUUUGCUUAGCAAGGUGCUACAGUCCAACAUAUCUUUGGGAGAUGCUCAUAUUAACAAAGAGCAUUCAAAAAUAGUCAGGCGAUGGUUGGAUCUUCAGCAGUCUAUAAACACGUUAUUCGAUAGCAAAACUGCCAAGGGUCCUGGUCAAAGGGAAGGGGCUCCUGGAAUAUGUCAGUUGCUUGAGAAGAAAGAAGGUCUAUUUCGCCAGAAAAUGAUGGGAAAGAGGGUUAAUUAUGCAUGCCGAUCUGUUAUCUCCCCAGAUCCAUAUAUAGGUGUUAAUGAAAUUGGAAUUCCUCCAUGCUUCGCCGUGAAGUUAACAUAUCCUGAGAGAGUGACUCCUUGGAACAUUGCCAAGUUGAGGAAUGCUGUGAUCAACGGAUCUGAAUGUCACCCUGGAGCUACACAUUAUGUAGAUAAGUUGUCUAUUAACAAACUGCCCCCUGCCCGAAAAGCACGAAUUUCCAUAUCACGGAAAUUACCUUCCUCAAGAGGUGCUGUUACACAAGCUGGGAAGGGCUCUGAAUGUGAAUUUGAAGGCAAGAUUGUUUAUCGCCAUUUGCAAGAUGGAGAUGUUGUUCUUGUAAAUCGUCAGCCAACACUUCAUAAGCCCAGUAUAAUGGCACAUGUAGUUCGUGUCUUGAAGGGGGAGAAAACGCUUCGUAUGCACUAUGCGAAUUGCAGUACUUACAAUGCAGAUUUUGAUGGUGAUGAAAUGAAUGUUCAUUUCCCACAAGAUGAAGUUUCUCGUGCUGAAGCUUACAACAUUGUUAAUGCUAAUAAUCAAUUUGUCAGGCCUUCCAAUGGUGAACCACUUAGAGGCUUGAUUCAGGACCAUAUUGUUAGUGCUGUACUGCUCACGAAAAAGGAUACUUUCUUAAGUCAAGAUGAGUUCAAUCAACUACUUUAUAGUUCUGGGGUAUCCACAGUUGGGCCAAAUUCUUUCCAUGGCAGGCCUGGCCAGAAAGUUUUAUGGUCACGUUCUGAAGAUGAGAUUCAGACUCUUCCGCCUGCAAUUUGGAAACCCAAGCCUCUUUGGACAGGAAAACAGGUUAUUACUGCCAUAUUAAAUCACAUUACAAGCGAUCAUCCCCCAUUUACUGUUGAAAAGGAUGCGAAGAUCCCUUCUAAUUUUUUUAAAAGUAGAGCCAAUGAAGAUAAGCCCUGCCAGGAAGAGAAGUCUGAUAAAGAUGCUCCUGCUGAAAAGGAGCCCGAUGAAGAGAAGAUGUUGGUCUAUAAGAAUGAAUUGGUUCGUGGUGUGAUUGACAAGGGUCAGUUUGGUGAAUAUGGUUUGGUUCAUACAGUUCAUGAACUCCUUGGCUCACAUACUGCAGGAAUUUUGCUCUCUGUAUUAAGUCGGCUGUUCACUGCUUAUUUGCAGAUGCAUGGAUUUACAUGUGGGGUGGAUGACCUUUUGAUAUUAACAAAUAAAGAUGAAGAAAGGAAGAAGCAACUUGAAUGGUGUGAAAAAAGCGGGGAAGCAGUUCAUCGGAAUUUCAUUGGAAUCAAGGAUGAAAAGAUUAAGAUAGAUCCAGUGGCAAUGCAAUUGAAUAUUGAAAAAACUAUACGCAGUGAUGGAGAUUCUGCCUUGGCAUAUUUGGACAGGCAGAUGAGUAAUGAACUUAAUACUAAAACAAGCUCAGGGGUCAUCAGUAAUUUAUUAUCUGAUGGAUUACUAAAACCCUCUGGAAAGAAUUGUAUAUCUCUUAUGACCACAUCUGGGGCUAAAGGUAGCAAGGUCAAUUUCCAACAGAUUUCUUCUUUUCUAGGACAACAAGAGUUGGAAGGAAAAAGAGUCCCUCGAAUGGUUUCUGGAAAGACCUUGCCCUGCUUUCAUCCAUGGGAUUGGGCUGCUCGUUCUGGUGGCUAUAUUACUGAUCGGUUUCUUACUGGUCUUCGUCCACAAGAAUAUUAUUUUCAUUGCAUGGCUGGUCGGGAAGGGCUUGUUGAUACAGCAGUCAAAACAUCUCGUAGUGGAUACCUGCAAAGAUGCCUAAUAAAAAAUCUUGAGUGUCUUAAAAUUGGUUAUGAUCACACAGUUCGUGAUGCUGAUGGCUCAGUUGUUCAGUUCUACUAUGGAGAAGAUGGUGUGGAUGUUCAUCAGACAAGCUUCAUAGCAAAAUUCAAAGAACUGGCAUUGAACCAAGAUAUGAUGUACAAAAGAAGUGGUGGUCAGCUAGGCGCAUUUAACUCUUAUAUUUCAGAAUUGCCUGAGGCUCUUAAAGAAAAAGCAGACAGAUUCCUUGAUGAUUUUUCUAUAAUGGGGCGAAUUGCUUCUAAUUUAGUGAAGCGUGAGGACUUACAUAAUUUAAUGAAGCAAAAGUUUCUCUUGAGCCUUGCACAGCCAGGAGAACCAGUAGGUGUGCUGGCUGCUCAGUCUGUAGGAGAGCCAUCAACACAGAUGACGUUAAACACUUUCCAUCUGGCUGGGCGAGGUGAAAUGAAUGUCACACUUGGGAUCCCACGACUUCAAGAGAUCUUGAUGACAGCUUCCAUUGAUAUUAAAACACCAAUUAUGACCUGCCCCUUGCAGGAGGGGAGAACAAACGAGGAUGCCGAUCAUCUUGCUGAUAAGUUGAGGAAGGUCACUGUGGCAGACAUUGUGGAGAGUAUGGAAGUAUCCGUAGUGCCAUUUGCUAUUCAAGAUGGUGGCGUUUGCAGAAUUUAUAAACUGAAAAUGAAGCUGUACAGACCUGCACACUAUCCACAAUAUGCUAAUAUAUCAGUAGAAGACUGGGAAGAAACCUUAGAGGUGGUGUUUUUAAGGGAGUUGGAGGAUGCUAUUCAAAAUCAUAUGUUUUUGCUCUCUAGAAUUAGCGGCAUUAAAGACUUUUUGCCAGAAUCACGAUCAAGGGCUUCAGGUGAGGCUGAUGAAGAUGUUGCUGGUGAUAUGUCACAUAGGGAAGAACGUGAUGAUGAUAAUGAUGAUGAUGAUGGUGAAAGGGCUGAUGAUCUUGGUUUAGAUGCACAGAAAAGAAAGCUUCAGGCAACAGAUGAGAUGGACUAUGAUGAUGGCUUUGAGGAGGAGCUGAAUGAAGGGGAAUCUACAGCCAGUGAAGAGGAGUCUGGAUUCGAAAGCGAAAUUGAUCAGGGUGAUAAUGAAACCGAGAUUAGUAAUGAUGUGAUGCUUGACAAUGAAGCUUCUGAAACUCUACCCCUUAGAAAGCCCUCUAAGCCCAAGUCAAAGAAAAAAGCUGCUGAAAGUCCAUCACAUGGUGAAAAAUCGAAGGAUAAGAAGAAGAAACCAAAAGCCAAACGAAAGAGCAGGAUAAGUAAGGACUUUGAUAGAGCAAUUUUUGUGGAAGCUAGGAAAAUGCACUUCGAAGUCCACUUCAAAUUCACAAAUGAGCCACAUAUUUUACUGGCUGAGAUUGCUCAGAAGACGGCCAAGAAGGUCUAUAUCCAGAACCCCGGCAAGAUUGAACAAUGUCGAGUGACUGAUUGCAAAGAAAGUCAAGUAAUUUACUAUGGAAAAGAUCCAAAGGAAAGGGUGGACUUAAAACCUGAUGUAAAAGAAAAGGUUCCUGCACUGCAUGCAACUGGUGUAGAUUUUAAUACUUUCUGGAAAAUGCAAGAUCACUUGGAUGUUAGGUACAUAUAUUCUAAUAACAUUCAUGCUAUGCUUAAAACUUAUGGAGUAGAAGCGGCCCGGGAAACCAUCAUCAGGGAGAUAAAUCAUGUGUUCAAGUCUUAUGGUAUAGCUGUUAGUAACAGGCACUUGUCUCUUAUUGCUGAUUUUAUGACCCAUACGGGUGGGUAUCGCCCAAUGAGCCGUAUGGGUGGAAUAGCAGAGUCAAUAUCACCUUUUAGUAAAAUGUCUUUUGAGACGGCUUCCAAAUUCAUUGUUGAAGCAGCACUACAUGGUGAAAUUGACAACUUGGAGACUCCAUCAGCUAGGAUUUGUCUUGGAUUGCCAGUGAAAAUGGGUACAGGAUCUUUUGAUUUGAUGCAAAAACUGGAAAUCUGAUGGGCAAUUUGAUUUUUUAAGAACUCUGAUUCUGAUUUUGUUUCUGUUUUUUCAUUAAAUUAUACAUGUCAAUAUUUUUUGCCCCUAAUUGGCCUCAUUGUGCAUCGUUCAAGAUUUCUGAUGUCAGAAAGUUGGACGAGACUAAAUACUUUAAACUUCUUUCUGAUAAUCAGCAGCUCAAUUUGUGCAACUGUAAAUUUAUUACUAUGAUAAUAUAACAAAGUUAAAUGAUAUAAUAUUUGUUUAUCA
Molecule: messenger RNA, 5477 nt
Organism: Ricinus communis (castor bean)
Lineage: Eukaryota; Viridiplantae; Streptophyta; Magnoliopsida; Malpighiales; Euphorbiaceae
Product: DNA-directed RNA polymerase I subunit 1
Exons: 21
Coding region: 183-5228 (1681 amino acids)
Biological process (GO): DNA-templated transcription
Cellular component (GO): RNA polymerase I complex
Molecular function (GO): DNA-directed RNA polymerase activity; DNA binding
Source: RefSeq, a predicted model, not a curated record